Molecule: messenger RNA, 5966 nt
Organism: Elgaria multicarinata webbii
Lineage: Eukaryota; Metazoa; Chordata; Lepidosauria; Squamata; Anguidae
Gene: HPS5
Product: HPS5 biogenesis of lysosomal organelles complex 2 subunit 2
Exons: 23
Coding region: 318-3764 (1148 amino acids)
Biological process (GO): developmental pigmentation
Cellular component (GO): cytoplasm
Molecular function (GO): protein binding
Source: RefSeq, a predicted model, not a curated record
CUUGGGCGCGGACGGGCGCGAAUUGUGGAAGCGAGAACCGCAAGGCUGCGGCGUUACGGCGCCUGAGGUGCCGCCUCUGUUCUAUCUUGUGGGGCCAUUGCAGAACGGAGAGCCCAACCGCUGCAACCCUACGCUAAACCCCUCAUUACUUUAACGUUGGCUUGGAAGAGCUACUCUAAAGAUACAGCUGCAUCUCCUGGGAACUGAUGUUGGAUGUGCAGACAGGAUAUUUAAACUUCACGGGCUUGCUUUUUGCAGGUGGAGCUGGAAAUGAAGCAAUAACAAACUUGUAGGAGACCAUUGUAACUUUUAUACCAAUGACAUCUGUGCCAAUGAUACCUGAAUCUUAUAGCCAUGUAUUGGCAGAGUUUGAAUGUCUCAGUCCACUGCUUUCUGCUCUCAGGCUGGAUUCUAGUCGUCUGAAGUGUACAUGUAUAGCAGUUUCUCGAAAAUGGUUGGCAUUAGGUAGUUCAGGUGGAGGCCUGAAUCUCAUCCAGAAAGAGAGCUGGAAACAGAGGCUUUUUCUCACUCAUAAGGAAGGUGCCAUUUCCCGCAUUGCUUUUUGCUUACAUGAUGAGGACUAUGUUGUUGUAGCUACAAGUCAAGGCCUUGUUGUUGUCUGGGAAUUGAAUCAGGAACGUCGUGGGAAGCCAGAGAGGAUUUAUGUUUCUUCUGAGCACAAAGGGAGAAAAAUAACAGCUCUUUGUUGGGAUACUAGUGCACUUCGUGUUUUUGUUGGUGAUCAUGUGGGAAAGGUGUCUGCGAUCAAGAUUAAUACAUCCAAACAAGGAAAGGCCGCUACUGCAUUUGUGAUGUUUCCUGUUCAGAUUAUAACCACUGUUGAUUCCCGAGUGGUUCAACUUGAUUAUUUAGAUGGAAGGUUGCUUAUCUCUUCUCUUACUCGCUCUUACUUAUGUGACACUGAGAGGGAAAAGUUUUGGAAAAUUGGCAAUAAGGAAAGAGAUGGUGAAUAUGGAGCUUGUUUCUUCCCACUUGGAAAGAGUUGCGGGAGCCAGCAGUCACUGAUAUAUUGUGCACGUCCUGGUUCACGGAUGUGGGAGGUGAACUUUGAAGGAGAGGUCCUAAGUACACAUCAGUUCAAACAGCUCCUGUCAGCACCGCCUCUCCCUGUUAUUACUUUAAGGGAGGAUCCGGAGUACAGUGUUUCUGGCUGCUCCUCUCAGUCUUUGGCUUUCCCCAGGAUGCUUUAUUUAAGCGAGCACUGUGUAAUGACAUGGACAGAAAAAGGCAUUUACAUUUUCAUUCCCCAAAAUGUCCAAGUUUUGCUCUGGAGUGAAGUGAAAGAUAUCCAUGAUAUUGCAGUAUAUAAAAAUGAGCUCUUCUGUUUGCACACCAAUGGAAAAGUCUGUCACCUCUCCCUUCUGCCAGUUGAAAGAUGCAUAGAACGUUUGCUUAGGAGAAGCUUUUGGAAUCUUGCAGCCAGAAUCUGUUGUCUGUUCCAGAAUUCUGUUAUCUUGUCUCGGGCAAGAAAAGCUCUUCCCGUAGAUAAGCUAGAACACUUGAAAUCGCAGUUGGACCUUUCAACACAAAGUGAUAUCAUUGCGCAACUUGAAGAACUAAUCUCAAAACUUGAGCCUUUAGAUUCUGCAUGCAGUAGCAGGAGAAGCAGUAUUUCUUCACAUGAAAGUUUCAACAUACUGGAUUCUGGAAUUUAUCGUGUUAUUAGUCGAAGAGGCAGCCAGUCUGAUGAAGAUUCUUGCUCCUUACAUAGCCAAACCCUAUCAGAAGAUGAAAGAUUGAAAGAAUUUCAUACACACCAGGAAGAAGAGCAGCUGGAACUUGACAACGUAUCUCAUGCUUCUGUGGUGGUCGACACUGAUCGGAAUGAGCCUUUUCUUCCAUUCAGUAUUCCAUUGUCAUUCCGUUCCCCAUCUCCUCUCGUCUCCCUUCAGGCUGUCAAGGACAGUGUGUCUAGUUUUGUACGCAAGACCACAGAGAAGAUUGAAAAAAUUGGUACUCUUCAUGUGAAUUCUGAUAGAAUGAGGCAAGAUAUGAAAAUUGAAGAAGAACCACUACCAGAAGUGAGUGCUAGUAUUGUAGCACAGUGUCCGGAAGAAGAGGUUGAGCUACAAAGCCAGCCUCCAGAAGAAGACCACCUUAAAGAACUCAGGGCAGCAACUACAGAGACUCUGACCAGACUCCAGGAUCCACUGGUUUUGUUGCAACCACAGUGCUUGAGGGCGGUUUUACUCGAUUGGAUUCCAUUUCUAGAAGAAGCAUUUCAAUUCAAUGCAGCUUCCAUUUUGGAUGAAGGCUUAUCUCAGAUAUGUAGAGAGAUGCCUUUGCAUCCUGAGGAACAGGAAGUUUUUGAAGAAAAUGUGGAACCAGAUCAUCAUAAUGAACUUGUAGAUAAGGAAGAGAGAACAGUUUUAAGAACAAAUUGUGAAAAUGAUGUAAAUAAAGAACAGGGAGGAACUGUGGAAGAAAAUACUAGGUCAAGUAGCACCAGUCAGGUUGAUAAAAUACUGUGCAAUCAAACUGCUAGGUCAGAGAUAGAUUUAAACCAAUCUAUUCAAAUUUAUCCUCCUUGUUUCAUAGCACAAAACAUACAAAAGGAUCUUGUAGAGCUGACAACUUUAUGUUUUGAAUCAAACGUAUAUAUGCAUUCACAAAUAAAUGCAGACCAGUGUGUGCAGUCAGAAGCUUUCUGUGCUUCAGCUUGUAGAUUCAUGAAGGACUAUUUUUUUCUACUGGAUUUGGAAAGGCUAAAGAAAUACAUUUUAACCUGUCACAGCAGUCACGCCAAAGUUUGGGAAACAUAUAUGGAAGGACUGAAAGAACUGACUCUGACUAGCCCAGUCACUAUGGCACUGGAAAAUGGAGAUAUGUUUAAAACAAUGAAAUUGCUAGUUGAUCUGGGCCCCUGGGAUGCUCCCGUGUUGCUGGCACAUGCCCAAAGGCUUUAUGAAAGAUUUGGAGAAACUUCUCUGAGGCUCCUGAUCAAGUUCUAUCCCUCUAUUUUGCCAUCAGACAUCAAACAAAUUUGUAAAAGCAAUCCUGAGCAUUUUCUAGCAUAUUUAGACAGUCUAAUCAAAUCAAAGGCUGAAGAUGAACGGCUUUCUUUCCUUAGAUCUCUUCUCCAUCCUGAAUCAUUACGAUUAGAUUGGCUAUGUUUGGCAGUUACUCAUGAUGCCCCCCAGAAAGCAAGUACAAUGGAUGCUGAAGGAAAUCCACGGCCACGUUCACAUUUGUUUACUUGGGGAUACAACCAACUGAUUUUACUAUUGCUUAAACUCCCAGCUGACACUGUAACAAAAGGGAAGAUGUCUAACAUAUGCAAAAGCUAUGGCUUCUGGCCUGGAUAUCUUUCUCUCUGUUUGGAGCUGGAUAGAAGAGCUGAAACGCUUACUAAUAUUAUUCAUUUGGAUGAUAUGAACUUGUUGGAUAGAGAACAUGGGGCAAUUCCAGAGACGAUGGAAGAGUGGAAGUUCCUUCUGAGCCUUGUGAAGAGUCAUCACAGUAGUGCCCUUCAUCCUGGCAUGCAAAAUGGCAGUGCCGUUCCCAAUGGUAGUCCAGAUUGGUCAAAUUAUAUUACUGUUGAAAAUGUGGGUCUCUUGUUGGCCAGAGUAAUUGGCCCAGAUCGUGCUUCGCAGCUGUUGCAGGAAUGUGGCCUGAUGGCUGAAUUAUCUGAAAGAUUUGCCAAGGUCUGUGAGAUACUAAGAAUUGCUGAAAAAAGACAACGAGCCCUGAUUCAGUCCAUGCUGGAAAGAUGUGACCGAUUUUUGUGGUCUCAACAAGCAUAGCAAACAGUUCUGGAAUAUAAUGAAGGCAAUCAGAGACAUAUUCUUCCUGUGCUGUACUAUUUUCAAGAAGUCUUCCUGUCUAGGCAAAGGUGCAUUUGCACCAACAUAGGGGUAAUGAAGCUUCAUUUGCUACUGGAUUUCCAUCAGUCCAUAUUUGAGAGUAUAUUUCCAAUUGCUUAUUAAAAGUGCCAACUCAGCAGAAAUACUUGUACAUGGGAAGCACUGCUCUAUCAAGUUUAGGCUUGAAAAUGGGGUUCUUUAUGAAGGAAGAGGUUGUUAAUGUUCAGAAUGUACAUUUAAAUUCUAGUAUUUCUUAUGUUAUCAGAAACAUAAGCAAGUUGUAUCAAAUCUCUAGCAGUUUGUCAUUUGGUUUGCAAGAAGCUGCACUUAAAUGAAUGUAUGUAAUUGCACAGACUUUUACUGUUAUAAUUGAAAAGUUACCAUGUACCUUUUGAGUUAAAUAGUCUCUGGAAAUCUAUAGCUGUUGAUUUUGUGCACUAUUAAAUUAAACAUGAAAAGAUAUUAAAUUUCUGAUCUUCUAAAUAUAUAUCAACAUAGUACUGUGAAAUUCCACUAGUUUUAUUCAUAAUUUGAAGGAGUAAUCAACAGAAUUAAGAUGCUAAUACUUAAAUAUAACUGAAAAUAAACACUGGCAGAAUGUGCAUAUGUUAAAAACUGUAUUUAAUGUUUCAGCUUUUAAAGAGUUGAUGUAAUUUUUGUAUGCUGUUGCAAAUUGUUGCCUCCACCAAUUACUAAUACAAUCUACUAAAAAGCAUCUAAAGCAUUUAUGAAAAAAUCUUUUGCACUUUUUCUUGUUUACAACCUUCAUGCAUGCUUACUCAGCAGUGAGUUUCACUGUUCGGUGGGGCCCAGCUAUGCAUAGAUAGGAUUGCAUUGUCAAACUGGAAUAGUGAUCAAGGUUGUGUUCUUUUUUACAAUUGCAAUGCUGUAUUGGUUUAGAAACUAUGUAUUUUAAAAUCUACCUAAUGCUCAUGUUACUUUGAUCAAAAUAUCUGUGUAUGGUUUGGUUUUCUCUAUGUUACAAUUAUUUAAUUUCUGAUGCUUUAUUUUCUAUAAUGGCUUGGAUCCAAAGUAGUUUAAGGUUAUUUCUGUUCACAUAAAUGGGCUUUUCUGUUUCCCAUUCUAGCAGUAGGCCCCCAUGUCUUCUGAAAAAGGUCUCUAAAAGUUCAACAGGGGGACGGAUGACCAUCCAUAUUGCUUGUUCAGGAAAUGGAAGGAGCUGCUAUUGUGUUGUGUGUGUUAAAUCAGUAACACUCCCUAUACUAUACUUGCAUGGAAUGCACUGGAUGGUUUGGAUCCAAAUAAAUAUAAAUUAUACUUUAGGAGUAUGGCAUGUAGAGCUAUGCAAUUUUUGUACAUUACUAGUGAUUAUUGAAGUCUGGUAAUUUGGGAUGGGGAAGGUUAUAAAAUUGUGUUACAUUAUUAGUCUUGUAUUCCAGCUGAGUCUUUCUGCCGAAAUCUGAAAUAGCACAAUUAACAUACUCUUGUAUCCUUAGGUUUACUGUUCAGCAUUGAAAGGGCUACAUCUCAUACUACCACUAAUGAGUUCUUGUCUCUAACCUUUCUGCAUCACAUAGUAUUAGGUAAAUUACCUUCUUUUGGGGCCUUAUUUUUCUAGGCUACAAUCCAAAGUGACCUAUUUGCCACAUUCAAGCUGUUGAUGCCAGGGUCAUUUCCUCUCUUCCCCACAGCUGCUUCUUAGACUUUUGUUGUUCCCUUGAGUUUGGGGGCUGACUUCAUUGGCACUAUGGAGGCGGUUUCCAGAAAGAGAGGUUCAGAAACCCUGCUGUGUGUGUAGAACUCACCAUGCAGUUUGUUUCGAGUCUAGGCCCUAUUGUGCAACUCAGUGCUCACUACCUCACAUUUGUUUUGGGAUAAAUCCAUUCAGUUUUAAGAUUGUUACCAAUUCACAAAGUGAGAUCAUGAAAUAGUACUUUUCAGACAGGAAGCAAUACAGAAUUUUGUGAAGAGAACAUGAUGUGGAACAGCUAAACAUUUAUGAAAAAAAAUCUUUUGUACUUUGCUGCAUCAUACUUGUUUGUAUUUUUAAAACAAAUUGACUUCAACUUUAUUUUAUGGAUACUUUUCAUAUUAAUAGCAGCUUUGAAACAUUGAUUGUAACCAAACAACUUUGUUUAUGGUUUUAGUUAAUGUGGAGUUUAAUAAAGCUAAUAUAUCUUA